AUGAUGAGUGGGGUAGAACCAGCUUCCUCAAAGACGAUUCUCCUGAACUGCGCUUUCCUGGGCUGGACUACGGAGCACAUGGCGCAAAGGGCUGCGGAGAACUUCAGCAAGGGGAUCGAUCCCGACUUUGCAGUCCCCGCGUUCAUGAUUGGCCUGCAAGUUUCCUUCACGGCCUUCUUCGCCAUCGAGUUGCAGUUGCACUGGUGGUCGGAAGGUUUCCUCGGCUUCCUGAAGUCGGAGGACGUUGGUUGGCACGUGCUGGACAUCCUGUGCGUGGCUGUCGGGGUGGUGGACUGCAUUCUGGACCUGGAGGAACGAACCCAUCCUGGUCAGCACAGCGUGCUCAGUCAGUUCACGGUGGUGCGUGGGAUCCGCGUCGUGCGUAUACUACGUGUGGUACGCGCCAGCCGAGUCAUGCAGAUGUGCCGGGAGCUUCGUAUGAUGGUUUUCUCCACCGUCAACUGCCUGAAGUCCGUGCUGUGGAUUACGAUCAUCUUCUCUGUGAUCUUCUACAUGUUCGCCAUCGUCUUUACGUCAGGAGUGGUAUCCUACUUGGACACGGUAGAGCUGAGAAGAAGCAGCGAGCAUAGCGACUUGCAGACCUACUUCGGGAGCUUAUCCCACUCUAUGCUGUCACUGUACAUGGCGAUGGCAGGAGGAAACAACUGGACGGUCUACUACAGUGCCCUGGCGUCCAUGGACAACGGAGGCAUCUACUGCUCAGUCUUCCUCCUCUACAUCACCUUCAUGUUGUUUGCUGUGGUGAACAUCGUGACGGGCGUUUUCGUCGAUGCCGCGAUGCAGUCCAGCCGGGCAGAUCAAAGUGUGGUCGUGCAGCACGAGCUGGAAACGAAGAAGCACUACCUGGACUCCUUGAAGGCCCUCUACGAAGCCAUCGACGAGGAUUCCUCUGGGAUGAUCACCAGAGAGAUGUUGGAGGCCUCCUUUCAGAAUGAAAGCGUCCUGGCAUAUCUCAGCGCUCUGAAGCUGAACACACCGGACGCGUCCACGCUCUUUGACCUUCUCGACUUCGACCAGUCGGAUGCCAUCGACAUCGAUGAGUUUCUUCUGGGCUGCUACAACCUCCAUGGCGAUGCAUCGAACAUUGAUGUCAAGUUGACCCAUGCAGAAGUCAGGUUUGUGAAGGAGACGUUGCUGGACCUCAUCGAAGACGUCCACGAAAUGAAGCAACAGCUGCCUGGAAAUCCCUCUCAGCCGACGAGCGGGCUUGAGCCCGGGAAUUCAGAGCCUCUUAUGCCUCAAACCCUAAACCCUAAACCCUAA
Molecule: messenger RNA, 1284 nt
Organism: Symbiodinium natans
Lineage: Eukaryota; Dinophyceae; Suessiales; Symbiodiniaceae
Source: the annotation of a GenBank genome assembly